Molecule: messenger RNA, 5663 nt
Organism: Schistosoma bovis
Lineage: Eukaryota; Metazoa; Platyhelminthes; Trematoda; Strigeidida; Schistosomatidae
Source: the annotation of a GenBank genome assembly
GAUUCUUUGUUUGACUUGGCGAUGUAAGUUAUGUGUAACGUUAAGUCGUUACAUACCAUUCUGAAUUAUUCGGCUUUGUCUACUUAACUGUCCCUUUGUUAGAAGAGGAGCGUCCCUUCAGAUACUUAGCUUGUCUGACUAUUCGGUGUACAGGUGUUUAUUAGCAUGGAAUGUAAGAUUUUAUGUUAGGGGAUCCCCGUAAAAUCAAACAACCUAUUAUUUAUGACUUUAUUUUAACCAUUGCUCUCUAGCGUUUAGCAUGUGGGGUUUGUAUUCUACCUAUUAACAUGAAAUGUUACCUGGUGACUCCCGGGUUUUUCAUUAAGUUCGGACCGCUCUUCUGGUUAUAUAACAUAUACCAUUAUGUUAUUGUCUCCAGACUCAACCUAAUCACUUGCAGUAGUUUUCUUCGAACAAUGUUGAAUAAAAAAAUGGUUAGGAAUUUCAUCCUCCGCAUACAGAAUAACCUAGACUAUGGUUGUUCAUGAGUUAUCCACCAGGCUUUAUUUGGGGUGCUGAUGUUGACAUCUAAUCUAUUGGGAAAGUCGAGUAGUUCUGUGUAGUAUCAAAUAACAUCUCCAAUGGCCUAAUAUAUGUUCAGUGGUGCUAUGUUACUUGAUAGCAAUGCUGCUAUGGACUUGUUUGAUUUUGGAAUAUUAAUUUAAUCUUAAUGUGACUUCACUAUGAACUUACUGAGAAAACCUUAUGCCUGGUUCAAAGCGUGAUCAUCAUGAUAGUUCUCUCAACUUCGCACUACAGAUCAUCAGUUUGAGUUGAUAUUCACUGGUCAGUCUAUGUAAACAGCACAUCCUUUAGUGACAGAUGUCGGCAUCUCUCAUGGUUGGCUGAGACAACCUUGUCAUUAAACCAUACCCAAAACAGCCAAGAUGAUGGAUCAUCAUGGUUAUUAGACACUAGCAGAGAGUGUUGAGUCGGUAUGUCAUCGGUCUCGAGGGUUUGGUGCUAAAAUCCCGGCGAGACUAUAACCCCCAUACCCAUGAGACAUAGCGAUCGAUUUUUGUUCGUCUUGAUAAUUUCAUUGUGGGUCGGUGCACAUACGUACCAGGUUGUUUGUUUAUAAUCUAGAUUGGCAUUAAAUGCAACAACUAAAAUCCUGGUUUCCAAUUAAAAUGUGAUUUCGAAUGGAUGCUGUAGUGAAGUAUACCCUAUCACUGCCUCCUAUGUCAAGAUUUGGUAAAUCGGAGUGCAGGGACAAAAUUGACUCCUAAACUGACAUCGAGAAAGUUCGGCCGGUUUUUAGCCAGUCAGUGGACAGAUUUCGAGAAAUGGCUGGUUAUAAUCAUCGAAAUAAUUCGUCAACGGGCAAAAUUAAGGCGCAUAUUGUAGCUGACUGACUGACUGAUAUAGCGAUUUUACGUGCUUUACAAGUUUCUCAAAAUUAUUUAAAGUUUCUUGAUGUUUGAUGCUAACGGAUGGUGCCUUUAUACUACAAAAGAGGUGUCAUUCAUACCGCUUAGGUGUGAACUAACCAUAACCACCAAAAUUUGAUAGCAUUCGGUUCUGUUUCUUUACUACACAACUUUAAUCGGAUAUUUCCCUUAUUGGACAUAGUUCCUAAUUUGGCUCGUAACUGCUGUCAUUCUUUUUCUGUUUUCGGAAAAGAUCAGUAUUACUCUUGACAGCUUUACUGAGUUUAUCAGCGUCGAGUGACAGUAAUCGACUUUUCCCUCUCACUUUUUGAAAUUAACUGAUUGGAAUCAACAUCCUAGUCUGAUUUAUUGUCCGUUGUAGUUAGUUUUUUAUGCUUCCAACCAAAGCUUUGUACGAUAAAGUGUUCCUGUUUAACUUGCCCGUUUCUAAGUGGUUUUAUGCCUGUUCAAUAAGUCGUUAAACUUCGGAUUUUUACAAACAAUAAUAUCACAUACUUUUCUGAGUAAAAUUCGUGUACGGACGAUCGUUGAGUGAUGCUUAAGUGAUACUGAAAACGUUACCUAUUUUCUAGGGCCAAAUGAGGGUGAUAAAUUAGUGUGAAGAAUUAGGAUUGAGAUUUACAGUCGAAUGUUAAUGUUAGAAAUUAGAUCUUCGGUUUUCAUUACUAACUGACACCAGCUAUCAUGUCAGAGUUCUAUUUGGAUGAAUGAAUUUCGCGCCAAAAUCGAAGACUGGUUCGUCCACUAAUUCUAGUAUCACCCUUUUCUGUUCACCAGAUUUUAUCAUCUUAUUGGGAUGGUUGUCAUCUGAUUAACUGGUAGCAUCCAUUAACUUUUUCCACCCCCCUAACCUUUCUCACCAACAACUGUUGCAUUUGGAUCUAGAUCGGCUUCGUUUUAGCAUGGUCUACAUCCUAGAGUUCUGUGAGGCUUGAUUAACGGACCCAUAUUCAUUACAUUCUGGCUGAACGUUUAACUUGUUUGAUAGAAAUCAGAGUAUUCUUUAAAAUACUCAGUGUUGAUCCUCCAAGAACACCAAUAUCUUUGUCAAAAACGAUGUUCUUACGCUUUCAAGAGUUUCCCUGUCGAAAGCGAGUUGAUUGUCUCCUGAAUCAAUCGACUUGAUGAAGUGGCAGAAUCCACAAAAUCAGUGAGUUUGGCUUAUGAUACUGUUUACAUCCAGCAAGUGCUGCGUCAUUACACUUGAUAAUAACAUCUAUAUUGUAUCCCAUUUUCAGCUGAGGUGAAUGGAGUAGAUCAUCUACGUCACCAUAAUGGACAACCGCAGCCUCCAAGAUAUGAAAUCGUGGAGUGGUGACACUGGUUAAGGCUUCCGACUUUCAGCCAUCCAGGUUCAAACAUUACCACAUCUGUAAAACCUUGAUCACAGAUUUAGCAUCGUUUUAUAAUUUUGAUUUUUCGAGCUCGUUUUUUCGAGGGAUUUUUAUCAUUUUAUUUUCCAAUGGGGUUCAUACAACUUCGGCACCAUUACUGUUUCAAUUAUUUACGAAUUUUUCGUGAUAAACGAUGCAGACAUGUUAACCGUUAGUACACAACAUUGGUACUCUUCUCUAUCGCAUUACUAGUUAUCUUGCUUGUUAUCAAAAAGUUUGUUCUAGAUGUGUUACGCUCGUUAAACGUUUCCUAAACAUGGGAAAAUAUAAUUGCGCUUCAUUAGUUUUCCUCUCUUUUAAACAGGAUAUUGUAAACACCAAACUAUGUCAGACCAAAUGGUUGAUCCUAAUGAACCAUCAGCGUACAUUGCAAAUGCUGAUGGUACAUACACAGCCAUACCGUUCAGUCAGACUGAAGAUGGGCAAGUGGUAUUGCAGCUAAAUGAGAUGGGUUUGUCCAAUGAAGGUGAAGAAAUGGUUCUAAUUGCUGCUGAUGACACAGCGACAUUGGAAAGUCUGAUUGCUUCGGGUGCUGUUACAGCUAUUGCUGCUGAGAACGGAACAGAGUAUCUACAGUUCACAGAUCCUGGUAUGGAAGGGGCUCAGGUCAUCGAGUUACCAGCAGAUCAAAUGCAACUUUGGGAUCCGAAUUCUAAAGCAUACUAUGAUGCAUCAGGUAUAGGACCUGGUUUCGUUGCUUUAACAGGGCAAUCUAGUGGUGUCACUUACCGUUGUCCAUCUUGUCCAGCUAUGUACGCUAAUGCUAACGCUUUUACUAAACAUAUGCGCGAAAAACAUUUCGUUAAAGUUUACACAUGUCGUCAAUGUGAGGAGUUUUUCGAAACUCUCAGUCAGUUAUUUCUGCACGCUCGACGCAGUCAUGUUGAUCCUAAAAAACCAAAACGAAAUCCGGCCAAUUUCAAAUUUCAUUGUGACCAGUGUAACUAUAUGACGAAUAAUGGUGGGACAAUGGAACAUCAUAAACGGGCACAUACAGGAGAAAAACCUUUUGUUUGUGAUGUUUGCAAUAAACGUUUUGCUCAGAAAGCAAAUAUGAAAACUCAUCGAAAUCGACAUAUUCACCGGGACAAGAUAUUCCGUUGUGACACGUGUAAUAAAGCUUUUUCAUCUUAUGACAUUUACCUUGCUCAUCUUCGAACAAGAGAACAUGAACUUAGGGAACAUUUCGCUAUGAUGGCAUCUUCACAGUUGGCUUUAGAGUGUUUGGGUUGUGCAGUUACCUUCGAUAGCAUAUAUAACCUGAAUAAGCAUACAAGAAGCUGCCGUAUUGUUCGUACUCUACAAACUAAAUUUCGGUGUUUACCAUGUAAUGCCUAUGUCAGUGAUGUGGCAUCAUUGAAAGCUCAUGUAAAAGCCCACGAAGGCAGUCAAAUCAUAUCGUGCCCUGUAUGUGGUGAACGCGGAUUCCCAGGUUUCAAUCAACUAAAUCAUCAUAUUACAAGGGCUCACGCUUUGAAAGUUAAUCGUCGCCACGUUUGUCGUUAUUGUGAAUCCACUUUCGAGAUUAAGAAAGACUUAGAUAUGCACAUUCGAAGUAUGCACGCUGAAGAAAGAAACGCUCGUCAAUCGAGGGGAGCUGUUGGUCGCCUGAAAUGUCGAUAUAACCAUUGUGAAUUCACAACGAAUUCGAUAAUGUUGUUAGAUCGACAUCAUGAUCAGCAUCGACGUCAGGAAGAAGAUGGGGAAGAUGUUGGACUUGAACUUCCUCCUGCUCGUUACUCAUACACAAAACGGAAAAAGCUAAAGUUGUCCAAGCGAAAUCGGCUUGUUGAUGGAUACGAAGAUGAUGAGGAUGCAGAGACUGGUGAUGGCGAGGGAGAUGAUGACAUGGCUGAUGAUGAAGAUGAUACUUAUGAUGAUGUUGGUGUAGAUGGUAACGUUACUAGACGUACUAUUACUCUUAUAAAAUCCAAUACUCGUAAAGUACAAGGCAAUGAAGAAUACACUUCAGGUAGUACAGGUGGUGUUGGUGUUUUAAACGAAAGCAAUACAACUAAUCGUCGUAUGUCUAGAGCACGUCGUCUUCCGGCUUGGUAUAAAGAUUACGAUACUGAUUUUGUUAUGCAUGAAGAGGGUGUAAUGGACAGGGAAGAAGUACAAGCUCAACUUCCACCAGGUAUAGAAUUAGAAGACCCAUCUGCUGUAGAUAAAGAAGAUGUUCCGACAGAGGAGUGGAAUAUUGUUGUAUAUGAUGAUGAUGAUGACGAAGAUGAAGAUGAAGAUAGUCCUAUAGAUUAUGAAGAUGAAGAUAGUAAUGUCAUAAACGAUAGUAGUACCUGUGAUACUACUGGACUAUUAAAUGUACAUGCUUUUGCAUAAUUAAGAAACUCCCCUCCAGUAUACAAUAUAUAUGUACAGGUUUGAAUUAAGUUCAUUAUCCAUCAGAAUAUGUGUACAGCUCUUUUAAUCAUAAAAUAUUUAAAUAUAUGUAUAAUAAAAGGUUUUAUAAUUUGACACUUUCUAGUUUUUUAUGUCUUUUCUGUUAUUAUUUCAGAGUAUCUAUUUACUUCAUGUUUAUAUAUAUAUAUAUUCCUGUUACAGUUUCUUUGUUAUGACUGUUCGUUCUCAUUGUAUUUGGCACUUAGUUUUCUUUGCAUAGAAUAAGUAAAACUGUUAGAUGUUUAUCCUCCUAUAUUUUUCUUCUAUGAAUUCAUUCUCACCUAAAAUUCAUCAGUCAUCAUAUAUUUCUCAUUAACUUGUGUGUAUUUUGUACUCCAUGAAUAAACUGGCAGCAUUUAUUCAAUAGAUCUUCGAAAGUUAUUAUUGGAUGGUAUAAAUUACAAAUUAUUUAAUCUAACAAUGAUGUCUAAUUCAGCUACAUUUUUCUUCUUAAAAAUACAUUUCUCGUAGCAUUCGA